Castor canadensis (American beaver) is the source of this 603-nucleotide messenger RNA. The record is from RefSeq and is a predicted model, not a curated record. NCBI's taxonomy places the organism in Eukaryota, Metazoa, Chordata, Mammalia, Rodentia, Castoridae.
AUGAGCAAGCUUGAAGAGAAAGGUCUGGAACAGUCCUCCCUGGCAGUCUGGACCCUGGCCAUUGUCUUUUGGGGUAAGAGCACUCUUCUUGCUGGCCUUUGCCUACAGGUGGUUUCAUUCAUGGCAAUGAUUGUGGGAACCCUCAGUUUUCGGUUCCAGAGGGACUGCAGCCAUUGGCCCAGCUGCUGCCCCAGCAAAGGACAAGUUUUCCCUGAGGAGCUGCUGAAGUGGACCACCGCGCCUGUAUCUCCCCCAGAGCCUGCUAGUCUUGCCCACCACCCAGAAUCCUGCAGAGCCAGCGAAGAUGGACCUCUUAACAGCAGGGCCAUCUCCCCAUGGAGAUAUGAGUUGGACAGGGAUUUGAACCGGCUCCCUCAGGACCUGUACCAUGCUCGUUGCCUAUGUCCACACUGCGUCAGCCUACAGACGGGCUCCCACAUGGACCCCCUGGGCAAUUCGGAGCUGCUGUACCACAACCAGACUGUCUUCUACCGGCGCCCCUGUCACGGCGAGCAGGGUGCCCAUCAUGGCUAUUGCCUGGAGCGCAGGGUUUACCGUGUCUCCUUGGCUUGCGUGUGUGUGCGGCCCCGUGUGAUGGCUUAG